Molecule: messenger RNA, 632 nt
Organism: Drosophila innubila
Lineage: Eukaryota; Metazoa; Arthropoda; Insecta; Diptera; Drosophilidae
Product: C-type lectin 37Da-like
Exons: 1
Coding region: 35-598 (187 amino acids)
Source: RefSeq, a predicted model, not a curated record
UGACCAUUCACUACUUUUAAAGUGAGUAUUGAAAAUGUUGUGGCAUAAAUUAAUUGGAUUCGCAAUUCUCAGUCUGGUGCUAACUCAACUGGAGUUGGUCCAAAGUGACGUUCCUGCCUCCGGUUGCAGAAACAAUUUCAGCCUGGCAGCAGGAAAGUGUCUCCUGGUCACCAACAGCUAUUAUAAUUGGUAUGAGGCGGAUCGUCACUGUCGCUCCUUGGGAGCUGGACUUCUCAGUAUUCAGAAUCAGACGCAGUUGCAACAGAUUGAACAAUGGAUAGCUGUCAAAGCACCCUGGGUUUUGGAUUUCUGGACCUCCGGCAACUCUUUGGGUCAGACAGGUGCCUAUUACUGGCAGAGCACUGGAGAACUGGCCCGUUAUCUCCCCUGGUCACCGAGUCAACCUCAAACGAAGAAUGGCGAUUGCUUGGUCCUCGAAUCCAACAAGUACUCCACCGCCGGAUACUCCGAUUUCCGUCUGAGCAACAAAAACUGCACACAUUUUGGGCCUCACAUCUGCGAACAGCAACAACAGAAAUAUAAUACAAGGAUUUGCCUGAAGCCCGGAUCCUAUGAAAACGCUCAAGUUUUAGCCUAAGCUAAACUAAAAAAAUUGCUUUAAUAUAAAAAAA